ACAUAUGUGGAGAAGGUGGCGUUUGUCGGUUGGAGCAAUUUCAGCACUGAGCGCUUUGGCUCCUAUCGCAGCCACUGACUCACUCAGAUCACUGACUCAUGGUAAUCAGAUCACAGACUCUAAGUCUGAGACAACAGAAGACCCCAAUCUUGACCCUGAUGGAAAAGCCAGAUUGUUUUCAAGCCACUACAGAAAUCUAAAAAAGGCCGAUUUUCUUAUUGUUGGAGGAGGCACUGCAGCUUUCGCAGCAAUAAAAGUGCUGAAAGAUGAAGCUGACCGAAAUUGUGUGGGGAAUAUUCUAAUGGUAACUGCAGAACAUCAUGCUCCAUACAUGAGACCUCCGUUAUCGAAACAGCUAUGGAGCUCAAGUGAUGACCUAAAGUUUACAAAUUUUGAUGGAAAAAGACAAUCAAUACUCUACAAAGACGAGUCUUUUUACAGUGAUCAUCCUGACGUUGAGCUGAAAUGCGAUGAAAGUGUCGUGAAAAUUGAUGCGGCGUCAAAGACAGCUGUUUUGAGCUCAGGGGAAGUUAUACAGUUCAGCAAAUGUCUGCUAGCUACAGGAGCUUGUCCAAAAGAUUUAGAUCUUCUUAAUAAGCAUCCAAGCCACAUUGUGCGAGAAAAUCACAGUGUUUUCAGGACGGUCGAAGACUUCAAACAGCUGAAAGCUAAGUUGAGACCGAAUAGCAAAGUUGCUGUGAUUGGAGGCGGUUAUCUUGGCUGUGAACUGUCUAUAGCUUUGGCCGCACUGCGUGACAAAAACAUUGAAGUAGUUCAAAUCAUACCCGAAUCGGGCUACAUGGGUUUAGUCUUACCAGAAUUUCUAAGUAAAUGGAUUGGGAGUAAGGUUAAAUCUAUGGGUGUCAAAUUUCGAGAGAAAACUCGCCUGAAAUCGGUUAACGCCCUUUUUGAUGAAAGCCAUGCGAUGGAAUUAGAUCUUACGAAUGGUGAAAAGGUGAGAGCAGAUCAUGUAAUUGUGGCCAUUGGAGUAGAGCCGAGCACUCAACUAGCGGACUCAGCUGGUCUCGAGGUGGAUAAAAAACUAGGCGGUUUCUUCGUAAACAGUGAGCUGGAGUCUUCCGCGCCAGAUAUCUGGGCAGCCGGCGAUGCAUGUUCAUUCUAUGACACCAAAAUGAAAUGCAGAAGAAGAGUUGAACACCAUGAUCACGCAGUUGUUAGCGGAAAACUUGCUGCGAAGAACAUGUUAUCGUCUGCGAACUCAUGUAAUGAGAAACAGGGGAUAAAUAAUGGAAAUGCUUCGAAAAGUCCUGAGGCGUUUCAUCAUCAGUCAAUGUUUUGGGGCGACUUUGGUGACAGUUACGGUUACGAAGCAAUUGGCCUUGUAGAUUCAAAACUUCCCGUGAAAGCUUAUUUUAAACAAGGAAACUCGUUUGUGGUCGUAGAAUCAGGCAAAGAAGUACAAUCAGAUUUGGAUCUAAGCGAGGGAGUUUUGUUCUACUUAGACCCUAGUGAUCGGGAGGCGAAGAAGAUUGUUGGCGUAGUGUGCUGGAAUAUGUUCGGAAAAAUUCCAUUCGCUCGAAAUAUUGUUGGAGAAAACUUUUCAGAAAAUGACACUGAUAAACUAAUAAAGAAUUUUAUUGUCUGAUUUUAGAGUUAAUAAUUUAAAGAACUAAUACUAA
Messenger RNA from Symsagittifera roscoffensis, 1640 nucleotides. Its product is annotated as apoptosis-inducing factor 1, mitochondrial-like. The transcript has 2 exons. The record is from RefSeq and is a predicted model, not a curated record. Gene Ontology annotation, cellular component: mitochondrion; cytoplasm. Gene Ontology annotation, biological process: mitochondrial respiratory chain complex assembly; apoptotic process. NCBI's taxonomy places the organism in Eukaryota, Metazoa, Xenacoelomorpha, Acoela, Convolutidae. Gene Ontology annotation, molecular function: protein dimerization activity; NAD(P)H oxidase H2O2-forming activity; FAD binding. The coding region runs from base 5 to 1606 and encodes 533 amino acids.